AGAAGAAGAAAAACAGAAAUGGAGGAGGGAGAAGUGUCAGGUGCAGAGAAUGGAGGUAAUAAACGGAAUGUCGUUAAAAAUCGAAAAAGAAAGUCAAACCGGGGUCAGAAUUCGGAUUCUGAUAGUGAAAAGGGAAGACAUCAAUUAAAGAGAAGAAAGGAAUGCAAGAUUCCUGAGUUAUCAAACUUGAGGGACCGCGAGAGGGUGGAGCAGAUAUUAACAUCCAUGAGAAAUGCUGGACCUAACACACUUCAGGUAAUCUCAGAUUUUGAUAUGACUCUCACAAGGUUCUCCUUCAAUGGCAAACGCUGUCCUACAUCGUAUAAUAUUCUGGAACAUAGCAAACUGAUCAGUGAAGACUGCAAAGCCAAGCUGAAGAAUCUUCUGGACACUUUCUACCCUAUAGAGAUCGAUUCCAAACGCUCAGUAGAAGAGAAGUUACCACUCAUGGUUGAAUGGUGGACUAAAGCUCAUGAGCUUCUUGUGCAGCAGAAGAUCAUUAAGGAUGACUUGGCUCUAGUUGUGAGAGAGUCUGAAGCCAUGCUGAGGGAAGGAUACCAGCAGUUCUUUGAUCAUCUCCAUCAGUUGUCCGUUCCUCUGCUGAUCUUUUCUGCUGGAGUUGGGGAUGUGUUAGAGGAAGUGAUCAGACAAGCUGGUGUGUUCCAUCCUAAUGUUAAGGUCUUCUCCAAUUACAUGGACUUUGACGAGUCUGGUGUUUUGCGGGCAUUUAAAGGAGAGCUUAUUCAUAUCUACAACAAACGGGAAGGAGCUAUGCUCAAUACUGAACACUUCAAGGAACUGCAGAGCCGCUGUAAUGUCCUCCUGCUCGGAGACUCUCUUGGGGAUCUCAACAUGGCUGAUGGAGUCAUGGACUUAGAAAACAUCCUGAAGAUUGGAUACCUCAAUGAUAAGGUGGAUGAGAGGAGAGAGUCAUACUUAAACUCCUAUGAUAUCGUUUUGGAGAAAGAUGAAACCAUGGAUGUUCCUAAUGCCAUCUUACGAUACAUUACAGGACACUGAACUUAGACCUAGGGUCUCCAAGAUAAGGAACGCGUUUGCCUCUACCCUAAAAACAUUUAAUGACAUUAUGUCAUAAUUUUG
Molecule: messenger RNA, 1101 nt
Organism: Carassius carassius (crucian carp)
Lineage: Eukaryota; Metazoa; Chordata; Actinopteri; Cypriniformes; Cyprinidae
Product: cytosolic 5'-nucleotidase 3-like
Exons: 9
Coding region: 19-1020 (333 amino acids)
Cellular component (GO): cytoplasm
Molecular function (GO): magnesium ion binding; 5'-nucleotidase activity
Source: RefSeq, a predicted model, not a curated record